AUGGCCUGGGCCCCUCUCCUCCUCGCCCUCCUUGCUCACAGCUCAGGGUCCGGGGUGCAGGCCGGGCUGACGCAGGAAGCCUCGCUGUCAGGGUCUCCGGGCGAGAAGGUCUCCCUGACCUGCAGGGGAGACAGCAACAAUGUGGGAGCAUACACUGUGGGCUGGUACCAGCAGGUCCCAGGUGGGGCCCCCAAAACGGUGAUGCUCGGAAGCUCCCGGCCCUCGGGGAUCCCGGGUCGGUUCUCUGGCUCCAAGUCUGGCAACACGGCCUCACUGGACAUCACAAGCCUGCAGCCCGAGGACACGGCAAUUUAUUUCUGUUCAGCCUGGGACAACGGCAUCAGCAGUCACACACCGCUCCACCCCCACGGGGAACUGAGACAAAAACCUGCCUGGUUCCCUGAUCGCCCAUGA
This is a messenger RNA of Pipistrellus nathusii (Nathusius's pipistrelle), 414 nucleotides long. The record is from the annotation of a GenBank genome assembly. NCBI's taxonomy places the organism in Eukaryota, Metazoa, Chordata, Mammalia, Chiroptera, Vespertilionidae.